Molecule: messenger RNA, 1279 nt
Organism: Ostrinia furnacalis (Asian corn borer)
Lineage: Eukaryota; Metazoa; Arthropoda; Insecta; Lepidoptera; Crambidae
Product: B-cell receptor-associated protein 31
Exons: 1
Coding region: 171-812 (213 amino acids)
Biological process (GO): intracellular protein transport; endoplasmic reticulum to Golgi vesicle-mediated transport
Cellular component (GO): endoplasmic reticulum membrane; endoplasmic reticulum
Source: RefSeq, a predicted model, not a curated record
AUCUGACAGUGACGGAUGGACAGUCUUGCGUGUUUUUUUGUGAAAAAAUCAAGAAAGUUCUUUGGUUUUACGAAUUACGUUACUGGAAAAAGGUGUCAACAAUCGGAGAGAAAACAACAAUCAGCAGAAAACGAACCAAUUAGUAAUAGGCUAUUGAAAAUUGAUUAAACAUGUCUAUACAGUGGACCUUUAUUGCCGGCUAUCUUUACUUCGAAGUUGCAGUUGUUAUGCUGAUGAUACUACCCAUCUUUAGUCCUCGGCGAUGGCAUCUGUUCUUCAAGUCGCGUUUGUUUGCAAUGUUCAGGGAGCACGCGGGUAUUUACUUCUACGGCCUGCUCGGAAUUCUGUGUCUGUUUUUGGUGGACGCCAUUAGAGAAAUGAGGAAGUACUCUCACACAGAUGCCAGUUAUACACAUUUCGCCAGCGAAAUGAAAGGCAGCGUCAAGCUAUUCAGAGCUCAAAGAAACUUCUACAUCACUGGAUUUGCAAUUUUCUUAUCAUUCGUAAUUCGUCGUUUAGUGAAUAUGCUGAUUAUUCAAGAUGAACUGAGUUUGAAAGCUCAAAGAAUUAUUAAGGAAGCCGAAGCCGCUGUGAAAUUAGCAAAGACCACUGUGCUUGCUAAUACCACGGCUAAUACUAUACGUGCAGCUGGAGAGAAUUAUCAUGAGGAGACCAAAAAGCAGUUAGAAAUCACAAAGAGUUUGUUGGCAGAAGAGAAAUCAAGAGUGAAGGAAUUGGAAGAAGAAGCUACCAAGUGGAGGCUGAAGUAUGAAGAAGUAUCAGAAGGGCUAAGUGGAAAAGGUGAUGAAUGAGCUUGAUCAUCAACCUGGAAAGCCUAUCAUGAUCUAAAAUUUGCCAUGUGAAGGAAGAAGUGUUGAGAAUGAAGAGUUUGUUUUAAAUGCUCAUAAAUGUAUACCCACAUCAGAAAUAUUAUGUACUACUUCUUACUUUAAAUUCUGUGAUUGUUUGAUGAAGGUGCUGUUGGUAGAUACUUAAAUUAGAUUUGGGCAUCAUAUCUAAUUAAAUUAUGACAAUGACUGGCAAAAUUUUCCAAAUAUUAAUCUAGUCUUUUUUUUAAAUUAUCUUGCUGGUGUAAUUUGUUGAUAACAUUUCAAUAACCAGUUUAAAUAUAAAUAAAAGUUUGUUUUAGUAUUAAUACUAGUCUGUAAUGUGGUAUGUGUGUGCAAUAAAAUGCAUGUAAUCUCUCUACCUAGAUUUACUCAUGUAUUUUAAUAUUACAUAAGUUUUAAAUUGAUUGCUACUAAUAACUUAUGGUAUU